UCCAAGACAAAAAUGGCAAGGUCAUGCUCGAGCAACCACUGCCGAAAGAGUUCGACGGAUUCCCUAACAUCUACACGAACCGGACUAAAGUGCAGAACUUCUGCUACGAAUAUGCGAAGUCUAUUGGGGUCGAAUUCACCUUCAACGCUCGGGUAAACGAGUACUUUGAGGAGGGCGACAAAGCUGGCAUCAUCCUCAAUGGGGAGAAGCUCACUGCUGACUUCGUUAUUUCAGCGGAUGGUGUACACAGCAAAGGCCGUGCCUAUGUCACCGGCGUAGCAGACAAAGCCCAAAAGAGCGGAUUCGCGGUGUAUAGAUGCUGGUUCCCAAUAAGCAAGAUCGCUGAUCAUCCUCUUACGAAGUAUAUUGCGGAGUCCAAAAAAGACAUGUUCGCCAUCUGGAUCGCAGAGGAUACACACGCCAUCCUUACCACCAACGUCAAUCUCCAGACUUGCACCGUCUUUGCAACUCAUAAGGACUAUUCCGAUAUUGCAGAGUCGUGGCACCUGAAAGGUGAUGUCAAGGAAAUGGAGCGAGCUGUUGAAGGUUGGGAUCCAAAGCUCAUUCAACUCGUCAAAUCGAUUCCAGAGGAUGGAUUGAUUGACCAUAAGCUACUGUGGCGCGAUCCGGUGAAGAAGUGGGUUUCGGAUAAGGGCCGCGUUUGCGUAGUGGGCGACGCAGCUCAUCCUCAUCUGCCGACCUCCGGCACUGGCGGUGCAUCAGCUAUUGAAGACGGCGCAACAAUUGCGGCAUUGUUGGAGAAUACUGAAGACGUGCCGCUUGCUCUAAGAUCGUACAUUGCGCUACGGUACGAGCGGACCGCAUUGACGCAGCGCAUGGGGUGGGAAACCCGCCACAGAUGGCAUCAAACCGACUGGGAGGGGGUCGCUAAUAACCCAGCUUUCUUGAAGCUGCCGCAGCCAGUGUGGCUGAACGGACAUGACGCGGAGCAGUAUGCGUACGACAACUUCGACGCCGUCACUGCGAAUGUUCUCAAGCAAGCACCUUUCACCUCGACGAAUGUACCGGAAGGCCAUGUUCAUGAGGAUUGGACGAUUGCGACGAUGAUGUCGGCGGAAGGCGAGAAGGCUGAGGCUGGGUUUUAUGUUGUCAACAAUGAUUAGGUGUCGAAGAAACCCUCGAAUUACAGAUCUUUGAGCAUUCUGUUUCGAUUAAACUCAAAACAAACAUGAACUAUGGAUGGAACGGGAAGGUGAAUUCGAAGUAAAUUUGAUUAAGAUGCCAUUGCACGACUAGCAAAAAGAGCAUCACCUCGAACGACCUUCGAACCCAGGCAAACGAAGAAAGAUGUAGACGGAAGAUGAUCUCAUGCACUUCACGGCUCGCUCAUACUCACCUGGGCAGCAAUUGAUGCAUGCUAUAGCUGCACAUGCGAUCAGUCUGCGUACAACGUCCAGGUUUCCACAGACUCUAUAUCGAGUCAUUAACUCCCAAGUUUUACCACUGAGGCUACACUGGUUUUCAUAGCAAGGAAAACAAGGCAAUGUUUAAAUACAGGUAUGCAGUACCGCACCAGCUU
Mytilinidion resinicola is the source of this 1540-nucleotide messenger RNA. RefSeq names its product FAD/NAD(P)-binding domain-containing protein. Lineage: Eukaryota; Fungi; Ascomycota; Dothideomycetes; Mytilinidiales; Mytilinidiaceae. The record is from RefSeq and is a predicted model, not a curated record. The transcript is spliced from 2 exons. Gene Ontology annotation, molecular function: monooxygenase activity; FAD binding. The coding region runs from base 24 to 1124 and encodes 366 amino acids. Gene Ontology annotation, biological process: secondary metabolite biosynthetic process.